GUCGUAUUUUUGUCACGGGUCGGUGCUUAGUUCCAAUAACAGUCGCAGAAUCUGUUAUUCGUACGGUGUGGCUUUAAGAGGCGGAUGAUUUUAGAACGCUGAUAGACAGGAUACCCUACGUCAACAUGGGGUGUAUGAGGAGACUAUGCCUGACAUUCUGCCUGGUUGUGCCUGCCUUUUGUUUCGUCAUCCAAAAACGCUCGACUGAGGGCAACCGGCUUCAAGACGCCUUAGCGGUUCUACAGAGAGAACGCCGGCGUAUUCAAGAAGGAUACGGAGAUCAGAACCCGUAUGAUGUAUUCGAUUAUGGCAGUGAGCAAAUGAACGUGGAUGAUGACGUCCUCAGUAGAAUCCUGGAGUCAGGGGAUAAUGAUUACGAUGCGCAUGGACAAUGGGAUGAUGAUGUAAGGGCUGAGAGAUACUUCGAAAAUGCCAUUCAAAAGGAAAAUAGUGUCUCAAAAGCCGAAGAUGUCAAUCCGAGCGAGCUUGAAGAUAUCUUUGAUUCCAUUAAAGACACAAAGGAGAAUGUAAAAAGCACAGAAAUGGAACCUUCCAAAACAAAUGAAGAUAUCAAAGAAACUGAAGAAAUCGUUGAGGAUAAUACUGAAGAAAACGACAAAGAAGAUGCAUCCACGAACGAGGAGAGUCCAGUGAGUAAACAGGAACUUGAGGAUAUAUUUGGGGAAGAUGACAAAGUUGAAGAAUCAGAGGAAGAGGAUGGCAAAAUCACAACUAAAGAGGUCGUUAACAAGGAAUAUCUUAAUGAUUACUUGAAACCAGAUACAAGUGAAUCCAAGACAAAAGAAAAACGAUCACAGAAGGAUGCGUUAGAAGAGAAUGAUCUAAGUAAAGAAGAAUUAAAAACUCUCCUUAUCGCAAUGACCAUUAAAAGCGAACUCGAGGACAAAGAAAAUACACACUUAGCAAACGCUUUGAAUCUAGCAACAAAAUCACAGUUAGAAAACACCAAUCAGUACUUAGAUGAUGAGUUUGAGGAACUCUCCAAUGCAAUCGAAGCAGAAGAGAUGCUACAAGUCCUCGAAACGGGUAGAGUUCCCGACAGUACUAUCGGUUCAUCCGAACAACGAUCCGAAGAAGUCUUAAGUAAAAAAGCAUUAAUGCGUAAGCGAGAUGACACUCAACUUACUGAUACGGCGACCAGGCCAGGAGAAGAAGAUAUGACAUUAAGUAAUGAUGAAAUUCAAAGUCUUAUAGAUCUCUACGGUGGUGUUGAUCGAGAAGUGGAAGACACGAGUAACCAAUGGGAACAGGGUCCCGUGGAGGACCAAGAAGAUCUGGAUGAGGAUGCCGAGUACCAACUAAACCCAUUCCUUCGGCAACUAAUGCGACUGUAUGGACGGGAAGAACUAGAGACAGCCUUGAGAAAACCAAAACGAGGAUAUGAGAAUGAACAAAGGAUGAAUGACGAAGAAUCGGAAAUAGCUGGAGCUAUUGAUGAGCUUUUGAGGAGAGAUCCAGAGGGGGAAUUUGGUGAAUUUAAAGAGGAACAGUGCCCGGCUGUUGAUCACGUAAUCACCAACUGUAAGUUUAUUAGAAGCAUGGGGGUCGGCAUGGAUGGUGAAGCUCUGGAUCUUUGUAACAGGCACGAAGUAUGCUACGCAUGUGGCGAGAGUCUCGGACGUUCUAGUUUGGAUUGUGACGAGGGAUAUCUAACAGCAGCGGACGAACUCUGUACAACAGAAUCGUGCAGAGAUGACGCUGUAAAACUUUAUAUGCUGAUGAAGGACCUCCACCAGUUUAAUCCAGACAAAGUUGGACUUUGCCAGAAAUCUUGCGUGAGUGCAGACGUGUGGGUGCGAUAUAGUCUGCUUUUGCUGAUCAGUCUUCAUAUCCAGUUCAUCCAUUGUUCAUCUAUGUGUUCCACUGACUUUCUUCUCUGCGAUAUUAACAAACCAUAUUGUUGUGGGUGUAAUCGACUGUUCCAGGAUCCAUUCGAUGAUCAACUCAAGUACCCGUAUUCAGUCAUAGCCUACGGAGGAGACUGUGCAGAUGAGUGUUUGAUAAAUUUAGCCAAUAGUACGGCAGAGGUUGGCUCCUGUGAGAGAGACUAUUAUGAUGCGCUUGAUAGAAAUGCGCAGGGAACCCAUUCUUUUGGUGGUGAUAUUAUAUUUGAUAUCAACGUGAGUAAAGUUAAAGGACGGGCUGGUUCAACUGUUGGUGAGGUAGCAGAUGGGACUGCCACGCGUUAUAUGGUGAGGCUAGCCAGAGCGCUCCGAAUAAGUGAUGAGGCGAAGGGGUCUUUGAUUGGAGCUUUGUGUUACUAUGGCAACCUAUCUAUGCACUUUGAUUUGGAGGACUUCACUAAUGUCGACGAUUUGGUGAACGGUCUUUAUGGAAUGAAUCUCACUUUGCGGGAGAAAGCUAAGCCUCACAAAUCAUUCAAUUUCAUCCGAGAACACUAUUUCAACGAUACAAUAUAUGGAAGACGAAAGGAUAAUCGGAAUGUAGUAAUAGUUUUCGACGAUGGGUUUUAUACUCGCCAGGGUAACCCAAUGCGGGAUAUAAAGUUCCGAAAGUCUAUUGAACAGUUACAUAAAGUCGCAGAAGUAUUUGUUGUCGGUGUUAGGAAUGGAUUUCAAAGGAGUUCGUUGAUGGCAAUCAGGAAUUGGAAAAUGAUAGCAAGUGACCCGGAUGAAGAUCAUAUAAUUACAAUGUCUCUAGCUGAUUACAACGAUGGACGUAUUGGUGAAAUAGUACAUAGAACUCUACAAUUGCUACCAAAAACAAAACAAACAUAA
This is a messenger RNA of Owenia fusiformis, 2759 nucleotides long. NCBI's taxonomy places the organism in Eukaryota, Metazoa, Annelida, Polychaeta, Sabellida, Oweniidae. The record is from the annotation of a GenBank genome assembly.